Molecule: messenger RNA, 2452 nt
Organism: Coregonus clupeaformis (lake whitefish)
Lineage: Eukaryota; Metazoa; Chordata; Actinopteri; Salmoniformes; Salmonidae
Product: interleukin-6 receptor subunit beta
Exons: 17
Coding region: 52-2235 (727 amino acids)
Biological process (GO): cytokine-mediated signaling pathway
Cellular component (GO): external side of plasma membrane; signaling receptor complex
Molecular function (GO): cytokine binding; cytokine receptor activity
Source: RefSeq, a predicted model, not a curated record
UACCACCUUUGUACUUCACUGGCUAAAUGUUGUCACAAAAUAUUGCUCAGAAUGGACUUUUUAUUAUUGUACAGGGUGAACCGUUCCUGGAUAGUUACUUGCCUAACCCUUUCCCAUGUUAUGAUGUCUUGUCAUACGGAAGAACAUUCUGAGAGGCACCAACUUCAUGAGUUUACAGUGAAGGGGAAAGAUCUGAAGCUAUGUGACAAUGAUAACCGCGUGUGUGUCACUGACUACAGCGACUGUGUCCCCAAAUCUCCUGUGUCACAUGAAAGGGUGAACAUAUCAUGCUUUUUUCUACUCACUGACUACUCUCUGUCUCCGUACCCUCAAUGCCUUUGGAGUCAGGAAUAUAACAUCAAUGCAGAAAGCAUGUACUCUCUCAUUUUCAGUCAGACCACUCCUAUUUAUUCUUGUACGGGAAUCUUCAACUUUAGUGGACGAAUGAAUGUAACUUUAAAAAUGAAGAACAACAUGAACGGAAUGGAGUCGUGGUCAGAGCCCUACGAAGUGGUGGUACUUGAAGCAAUAAAGGCACCUUGUCCUACCAUCACAUCAGUCAAUGGCUCUGACAACUCACUGGAGGUGACAUGGGGGAUCAGCAAGUGGCACACUAGAUGUCGGGUCCGUUACCGAAUGGCCACCGCUGACAAAUGGACUCAGAUCCCAGCCUAUGUUCCUGUGGAAUACCCUGAUAAAACAGUCUACACAAUUGAAGGCCUCAAGCCGUUCAGCAGCUACAUCAUAGCCGUUUCCUGCAUUUUGUCAUACGGUCACUGGAGUGACUGGAGCAUGGAGACAACUGGGACAACACUGGAGAGUGCACCCUCUAGAUCGCCAGAUAUCUGUUAUCAUAUGGAGACGGUGAACAAGCAAGGACCUCAUCACCUUAUGCUUAUGUGGAAGGCCCUUGAUGUUCAUGAUGCUCACGGACGUAUUCUUGGGUACCAAGUGAGCUACACACAAACAAAGCACCCCUCUCUGAGUGUGACCACUAACACCACAGAUCUGAAGGUGGUCCUUGUGGUGUCCGAGGAAGAGUUGGAGGUCACAGUUAUGGCGUACAAUAGUGCUGGUGGAUCUCCUUACUCUCAUCUAAAGAUUGACCCGAGUCUUCAUCAGACUGUAUCCUCAGUGAGAAGACUUUGGGUGAAUUCUGAAGAUGAUAGGCUGGUGCUUCAAUGGGAUGUGGGACACAUAUCCCUGCCAGUUAGUGAGGUUGCCCAUGAGUGGGCCACUGAUGCUGCACAUCCCACAUCCAGUCACUGGAAACGAGUAAAUGGCUCCACCAGAUCAACAGUCUUGAAAGACCAUCUUCAGCCUGGGACAACAUACAGAAUCAAUGUUUACCCCAUAUCUAAUCAACUGUGUGGGCCACCCAAGUCAAUCUUUGCCAACCUAGAGUACGGAACGCUUUUAGGUGCUAUCGGAAUGCACGUUGUGGAUGUGACUAAAAACACAGUGACUGUACAGUGGGAGUGGCAGAGGAAAGAGCUUCACACCAAGGUUCUCAGAUACAGAGUGAUACUGCGCCUGGGGGAGAUACAGGUCGAAUCUCUCCCUGUCUGGCCAGAUGUAUGGCAACAUACAUUCCUCAAACUCCGUGCAAACACAGGCUAUUCUGUUCAUUUACUGGCGGAGACUUCUAAUGACAACAUUUCAAGAGAAAUUAUUCCUAUUAAAACAAAUAUUUUUGAACAAAAUGAAAUAAUGUUCACCUCCUGUCUAAUCAUCCUGCUUACCCUUGGCCUUGGAGUUUUCUUCAUAUUAUCCAGAACUGUCUGCAAAGCAUAUUUCUUUCCAACAAUUGCUAACCCUGGGGUCAGUGUUGUUGGACGAUGGCUUUUGGAGUCCCACCAUGAGAAAAGCAGUGUGAAGAACGUACUGAAGCUGGAGGAGUUCUUAGAAAAAGGUUUUGUUGAGCUGGGGCAAGAAAGGCCACCUGUGAGAGAGGAUGGGAUUUUUAAUCCUGGUUCAUCUCACAGUACCCUCAAUAUAGAACAUGUGUCUAUUCCACAAAAUACAGAAUACAUUGAAAACACUCCUAAAAGUAACAGAGAUAACAGGGAUUCCUGCCUGAUGUUUAAAAAUGUUGCCCACAUAGAAAAUGGCCAGGGUAGCAUACUUCCAGAAAGCACCCAAAUACAAUGCGAUUUUGACUAUAUAAGGAACGGGCAUACUCCUGGGGAAAUUGCAUUUUUAGAGAACACCCCACUUGAAUGCAAUGUUGAGUAAAUUGAAAACACUUUUUCUCUGCAAUAAUAGGCUCACAAUGGAUUGUCUUAAAUGAAUGCCAUUUUAAUAUUCUCAAUAAACCUGACUAGAUUAUCCAUUUAAAUGUUGUACAUGUAAACCAUUUUAAGUGCUACUGUAAUUCAUAAUGUUACAGGCUUUGUUUUUUCCACUUAUGUUUUGAGGUUGGACUUAAGCACGUAUAGCUCGUUAGCACGUA